Molecule: messenger RNA, 4805 nt
Organism: Dicentrarchus labrax (European seabass)
Lineage: Eukaryota; Metazoa; Chordata; Actinopteri; Moronidae
Gene: adamts15a
Product: ADAM metallopeptidase with thrombospondin type 1 motif, 15a
Exons: 8
Coding region: 236-3076 (946 amino acids)
Biological process (GO): proteolysis; extracellular matrix organization
Molecular function (GO): metalloendopeptidase activity; zinc ion binding
Source: RefSeq, a predicted model, not a curated record
AGAAGGCAGCAGUCGACUCAGCACACACACAGGUGGAGAAUGGGAAUGGGUCAUGACCAGGAGGAGUUUGCACUGAGAGGACUUGUACGACCUGCAUUGUUUUAGAAUCGUGCGCACUGGAUUAUGCUCUUCAUCCUGAUCAGUAGCACUCACCGCUUCCAUUGAGCUUGCAGAUUCAAAAUCGUUUUGUUCUCUCUGUUGGUCAUUGCAUUCUUCAUUGAAUGCAAACAUCGUCAUGUUUAUCAGAACAACUUUUCUCCUCUUCUAUGUGGUCUCACUCUCAAAACUUGUUCGUUGCAUGGAAAGUGAACUUUGCUUCCCGAUUAGAUUGGAUAACCACAACCAUGACAGGGGAGAUUUUGACAACGACGUGGAUAUCCUUAAUGGGAAGUGUGUCUUAAAAAUACGAGCUUUCCAGCAGGAAUUAGUGAUCGAUUUACACCAGGACUCAAAUUUCAUUGCCCCUUCCAUUUCUAACCAAGACGCAUUCUGGCUCUCCAACACCGAUGUCACCACUGACCUGAGCCGGUGUUUUUACUCCGGAUAUGUGAAUGCUGACCGCUAUUCUUAUGCUGCUUUGAGCCUCUGUAAGGGUUUGCAUGGUGCAUUUGGCUUCCAAGGCUGGGAAUAUUUUAUCAGCCCGGUGCAAAAUGACACCAGAAGCGCAGAAAGUGCGCACAUCAUCCGGCGCAGAACCAGCAACAACCUGAAGCUCAAUACAACCUCUAGGUGCGCAGUGGACAGCGACAUCAGUCUCCAGGUUGCGCAAUCGUUGGAGAAAUACAAGCGACUACAAGAUUACAGCAAUAUGACCGAAACGAUGCUGAAGAGGAUGGGGAGAGCCAAAAGGUUCGCCUCGAUCCCCAGGUACGUCGAGACGCUCGUGGUGGCCGACGAGUCCAUGGCGCAGUUCCAUGGAGAUGACCUAAAGCACUACCUCUUGACACUCAUGUCAGUGGCAGCGAGGCUCUACAGACACCCCAGUAUCCUCAACUCCAUCAGCAUCACAGUUGUGAAGAUCGUGAUUAUAUCCGAGGAGGACAAAGGACCUAAGGUGUCCGGGAACGCCGCCAUGACGCUGAGAAACUUUUGCACUUGGCAAAAAAAGAUGAACAAAAACAACGACAAGCAUCCAGACUACUGGGACACAGCAAUUCUGUUCACUAGACAGGACCUGUGUGGGGCCUCCACCUGUGACACUCUUGGCAUGGCGGAUGUUGGCACCAUGUGCGACCCCAAGAGGAGCUGCUCUGUGAUCGAAGACGACGGCCUACCUUCAGCCUUCACCACUGCUCAUGAGCUUGGACACGUGUUCAACAUGCCACAUGACAAUGUGAAGGCCUGUGAGGACGUGUUUGGGAAACUGCAGGACAACCAUAUGAUGUCUCCCACCCUCAUUCAGAUCAACCGCACCAGCCCCUGGUCCCCCUGCAGCGCUGCCAUCAUCACUGAAUUCCUGGACAGCGGGCAUGGGGAAUGUUUGCUUGACCAGCCUCAGAAACCAUUGGUCCUCCCUGACGUGCUGCCGGGAUCAUCCUACAACCUCGACCGUCAGUGUGAGCUUGCGUUUGGAGAAGGCUCCAAACCCUGUCCCUUCAUGCAACCACCAUGCGGCCGUCUGUGGUGCACCGGACAAUCCAAUGGCCAUUUGGUGUGUAUGACUCGGCACUUCCCCUGGGCAGAUGGCACCCAAUGUGGGGAUGGACAGGUCUGCGACCGAGGGAUCUGCUCUGACAAACAGUCCCAAAAUGUGAGGGUGGAUGGCCGCUGGGGCAAGUGGGGCCCGUUCGGUUCCUGCUCACGCACAUGUGGAGGCGGAGUCCAACUGUCUAAAAGAGAGUGCAACAAUCCAGUCCCGUCAAAUGGAGGGAAAUACUGCCAAGGGAUUCGGGUCAAAUACCGCUCCUGCAACCUGAACCGCUGCCCUGACACAGGUAAGACUUACCGCGAGGAGCAGUGUGAGAACAGCGGCCGCAAUUUCAACAGUAACCGUAUCGCCCCUUCCGUGGUGUGGGUACCCAAAUACUCUGGAGUGUCUACCGAUGACAGGUGUAAACUCAUCUGCAGGGCUAAUGGCACUGGCUACUUCUACGUCCUGGCACCCAAGGUUGUGGAUGGGACUCCAUGCUCCCCAGACUCCACAGGAGUGUGUGUCCAAGGGAAGUGCAUUAAGGCUGGCUGUGAUGGAAAAAUUGGUUCCACCAAGAAGUUUGAUAAGUGUGGAAUCUGUGGAGGUGAUAACAAGGGCUGCAAGAAGGUGUCUGGACUCUUCACAAAGCCAAUGCACGGCUACAACUUUGUGGUAAUGCUGCCAGUGGGCGCAGCCAACAUAGACAUCCGUCAGCGAGGCUACAAGGGAAUGAGGAGUGAUGACAAUUACUUGGCUGUGAAGAGCAGCGACGGCAAUUACCUGCUCAAUGGGAACUACGUCGUGUCAGCUGGGGAAAGGGACUUCAUUGUAAAGAACAGCCUGCUGCGCUACAGCGGCACAGCCGGCCUCUCUGAGACCCUGCAAGCGGUGAAGCCCUUGGGAGAAUCCCUGACUGUUGAGGUGCUGUGUGCAGGCCAGAUGACGCCUCCUCGCAUCCGCUACUCCUUCUACCUCGCCCGUCAGACCAAGGAGGACAAGACUCUGAAGAAAGAGGGGCGUGUAAACUCUCAUAACAGCGUCCUGGCUGAGGAUAAUGUCAAGGAGAAGGGAGGAGACACCCUGAAGAAGUCUUAUAGCAAAGAGGAUCCUGCUCUUGGGAAAUGGAUAUCAACAGGUUGGGAUGAGUGCUCAGUGACCUGCGGCAGUGGGAUCCAGAGGAGGAUGGUGCAGUGUCUGAGACCGGACGGGAAGCCAGGGUUGGACUGUGAUCCUUCACAAAGACCCUCAGCCACCAGGGUUUGUGCAGACCCAUGUCCUGAGUGGUAUAUUGGGCAAUGGUCGCCUUGCUCCAGAACCUGUGGGAAGGGCUUCAAGAGACGACCAUUGCACUGCAAAACCCAAACUGGGCAUCUGCUCCCAAGGGACCACUGCACUGGCUUACGCAAGCCACAGGAGCUGGACUUCUGUAACCUAACCCCUUGCUAGUGACUAAAACCUAUAAACUUAAAAUCUUUGUUAUGUUUUAAAUAGACUGAAUUGAAUUCACCUGCAAGUAUCACCCCGACUGUGUCUGUCAGGUGCAGAUUGUUUCACCUGCAUCAUGGGACACUUGCAUGGAAGAACAACAAGAAUAUUGGAAGGAGAGGGAGAGCUGCAAGAUGAAUGCUGGAAGAUAUUUUUCACUGCCAUCAUACUGACUUCAGAAAACAUUAUCCAGGUCUAACUCUGAUGGUAAAAUGACGUAUUAGAAGGUCAAAUAAAAUUUAGUUGAAUCCCUUGUCACCAGAUACAGAAUGUGCAUUUGCAUUUGCAUUCAAUCUAGUUUAUCUUAUGAGCCUGGAACCCAGUUCAUGUCAUAAUAUUUGAACUGUGCAGGUUUCAAAAUUUUUGUUGAGUCUCGCAAAUAGAUCACUGAAGCCUUCGGGUUGUCUCAUUAAUUUUUCAAAAAGCAAAUAUACCAGGAUUGACAUGUAUAACUUUUUACAAACUGGACAAAAUGUAUUGCCCGUGUGCUGCACAAUCCUUCACACAGAGAUGGACAGUCCAUUUAAUGAUUAACAUUACAUGCGAUCUUCAUCUUUUAGGUGUUUUUCAGGGAAUCUUUUAACACAUCACACAAUAUGGGUGGUUGUACAAUCGUAGCCUUGUUUUAACAUACUUUCUGUGCUACUGUUGCAUCGUUUAUCCAAUCCAAAUGUUGUUUUUUAGAUCUUUUGGUUAGCUGCUAUGGCAAAUCAUGGUUGAUACAACAUUGGACAGAUUUCCACAGUUACAAACACUGUGUCAUCUUUAACAUGUUUCACUCACAGAAACAGUCAAUAAAGAUGCAGCCAGGAUUUCUCCUUCAAAACUUUAGGAAGGAAUCACCUGCACUGUAGAAACUGAUUUUCUGCAGACCUCACUCAGCACCAGUCGUGGAAACUAGAAUCUGAAGUCACAUUGGUGGCUUUCAUGACAGAAAUGACUAAACAAAGCAGAGCAGGAAACAAUGGCCAGUGGUUUGCUCCCUGUCAGCUGCUGGGGCCGCCAGCUCAGUGAUUUCAUCAGGCUGCACCCAACAUUGCACUGCUCAUCUGAUAAAUUGGCUUUGCCUGACACACACAUGCUGUGUUCGAUUCCUGCCUCCUGUAUACAGCAUGUUUGAUUGCUUCCUUCAUUUCCUUCAUCAUUUGACCACAACAAUUGUCUUCUCAGUUCGUAGUGUUCAGCCAUGUUAAGUCAGGCCUGUCUGGCACAGUUACCACAUCUAAUUUAUUAUCAAUGAAACGAUGAAGCAGAGAGGGGAAGAAAACCUGGCCCUUUGUUAUGCUGUUCAGAAUGUGUGUUCUCCUGGAUCUCCUUGUUCAUGGCCCCACAGCCUGAGCCAAGCUGUUCUUUCUACACACUUGAUGAAAUCCUGUAACCCAUUAUAUUCUUGUUUUGUUUUCUUAAGGGGCCACAUUGUCCAGUCCAACAUCUAACUACAGGAUGGAUCCUUUGUUAGUUGGAUUAUAAUUUUUUUUUUUUAAAUCAGCUUUCCACUUUGUACAGCAAAAGGAAGUGAUAACCUACAUGGGCUGUAUUGUAUGCUAUGUAUACAUUUAUUCAGCUCUGUACAAAAAAUAAUGUAAAUAUUUUUUUUUAUCUUUUAUUUUUUACACAGGCAUUUGUAAUUGUCUUUGACUUCAGUAUAUUUAUUCCAAAAAUAAAGCCAUUAAGGAACAGUUAUAAGUAA